This is a messenger RNA of Esox lucius (northern pike), 1607 nucleotides long. RefSeq names its product coronin, actin binding protein, 1A (gene coro1a). Lineage: Eukaryota; Metazoa; Chordata; Actinopteri; Esociformes; Esocidae. The record is from RefSeq and is a predicted model, not a curated record. Gene Ontology annotation, molecular function: actin filament binding. The transcript has 11 exons. The coding region runs from base 133 to 1500 and encodes 455 amino acids. Gene Ontology annotation, biological process: actin filament organization; cell migration.
CAAACUCUCACUUCCUCCAUCACGUAAAGAGGUCUACCCAACUACUAGCACUUACUCCUCUUUCUGACUACACAGCAGAACCAGGGACCUUGACUGAGCAGAGCGAUAUUCCAUCACUAAAAUCAGGUCACCAUGUCCAGGAAGGUAGUCAGGGCCAGUAAGUUCCGUCACGUCUACGGCCAGGCGGUGAAGGCUGACCAGUGCUACGAUGACAUCCGUAUCUCUCAGAUGACCUGGGACAGCAACUUCUGCUCCGUCAACCCCAAGUUCGUGGCCAUGAUUGUGGAUGCCAGUGGGGGAGGUGCCUUUCUAGUGCUGCCCCUGAGCAAGACGGGUCGUAUUGACAUGUCCCAGCCCACAGUCUGUGGACAUACAGGCCCAGUGCUUGAUAUUGAAUUCUGUCCCCAUAAUGACAACAUCAUUGCCAGUGGCUCAGAGGACUGCAGUGUCAUGAUUUGGGAGAUCCCUGACGGUGGCCUGGUCUCGCCCCUGAAGGACCCUGUGGUGAAGCUGGAGGGGCACUCCAAACGUGUGGGCAUCCUUAGCUGGCACCCCACUGCCCACAACGUGCUAAUGAGUGCAGGCUGUGACAACGUGGUGAUCCUGUGGAAUGUGGCGUGUGGCGAGGCCGUGGUGAGGAUCGACUCGGUCCACCCGGACCUCAUCUAUAGUGCCUGCUGGAACAGGGACGGUUCCCAGAUCCUCACGUCCUGCAAGGACAAGACCCUGCGAGUGCUGGACCCUCGCAAAGGCACUGUCCUCUAUGAGAGGGAGAAGACCCAUGAGGGCUCCAGGCCUGUUAAGGCCGUGUUUGUGUCUGAUGGGAAGAUCCUGAGCACAGGCUUCAGUCGUAUGAGUGAAAGACAAGUGGCACUGUGGGACCCGAAGAGCUUUGGGGAGCCUCUCACCCUGCAGGAGUUGGACACCAGUAGCGGCGUUCUUCUGCCCUUCUUCGACCCAGACACCGGCAUCGUCUACCUCUGCGGCAAGGGGGACAGCAGUAUCCGGUACUUUGAGGUGACGGAUGAGGCUCCCUACGUUCACUAUUUGUCCAUGUACAGCAGUAAGGAGAGCCAAAAGGGGAUGGGCUACAUGCCCAAGAGGGGUCUGGAGGUCAACAAGUGUGAAAUCGCCAGGUUUUACAAGCUCCAUGAGAGGAAGUGUGAGCCCAUUGUCAUGACGGUGCCCCGCAAGUCUGACCUGUUUCAGGAGGACUUAUACCCCGACACCAUGGGUCCGGAGCCGUCUGUGGAGGCUGCCGAGUGGUUUGAAGGCAAAGAGGGCAAACCUGUCUUGAUCUCCUUGAAGGAUGGCUUUGUGACCACCACCAAAUCCAAAGAGUUCAAAGUUCAUAAAAGUCUUCUGAAGACAACGGCAGCUUCCUCAGGGCAUCAUAAUAAUAGUGGGGAGGUGCACGCCUUGCAGGAGGAGGUGAAUACUCUGAAGGAGGCUGUAGAGGAGUUGACCAAGCGUGUUUGUGAACUGGAGAGCAAAAUGUGAAUUGGGGCGAAAGGUUAGAAAGAGAGAUGAAAGAAAAAUGCAGAUGUUAAAAGAGAAGAGCGCAUUAACAAGGAAUUAAUUAGUUGGAAAUGUUUAAAGGAAAGAUG